AAUUACAGCACUUCCCAAAGCCGACCCGGCCACUAUCUGAUUGAUGCUGGGCUGUGGGGAUCCGACCAGUCCACUAAAUCGAAGCAAACCGAAGAAACAAAAGGAGACUCUCAGAAUAGACUAUCUAAAAUUUCCCUGGAGUCUCUCAAUAAAUUCAACAGCAAUAACGUACUUUUAUUAGAAAAGGAGAAGAACUGUCUGAACAAGGUUGAAGGACAAAAGGAAGAAAAUGGGAAGAAAGAAGAGGCUUCCUUAAAUAACUCAGAUCGUUAUCGACUUAAAGAAAUGAUUGAUGAAGAUGUUUCUGGCUCCGCUCUGCAGAUCCAGUGCUACCAGUGCGAGGAGUUCCAGCUGAACAACGACUGCUCCGCGCCCGAGUUCAUCGUGAACUGUACGGUCAACGUGCAAGACAUGUGUCAGAAGGAAGUAAUGGAGAAAAGUUUCGGAAUCAUGUACCGCAAGUCGUGCGCGUCCUCGGCAGCCUGCCUCAUCGCGUCUGCGGGAUACCAGUCCUUCUGCUCCCCGGGAAAGGUGAACUCUGUCUGCAUCAGCUGCUGCAACACGCCGCUCUGCAACGGGCCCCGGCCCAGGAAGAGAGGGAACGCGGGCGCAACGCCUCGGGCACACAUCGUAACCACCAUACUGCUCCUUACAUUGGCUCUUUCGGCUGCGUAUUGCUAA
Molecule: messenger RNA, 681 nt
Organism: Tinamus guttatus (white-throated tinamou)
Lineage: Eukaryota; Metazoa; Chordata; Aves; Tinamiformes; Tinamidae
Source: RefSeq, a predicted model, not a curated record